Miscanthus lutarioriparius is the source of this 2574-nucleotide messenger RNA. Lineage: Eukaryota; Viridiplantae; Streptophyta; Magnoliopsida; Poales; Poaceae. The record is from the annotation of a GenBank genome assembly.
AUGGCUCUCGUAGCCAGUGAUCGCUUGCAGCCGCUGGCGACGAGCGGCGCCGCGCCCGGCCGCUACGUGACCUCGGGCCCCGUCGGCGGCGGGGCCAUGGGGAUCUACGAGCGGCAGCGCCACCUGGUGGCGGCCGGCGUGUGGGGGGAGCCAUUCCGGCCCGACGCCGACGCCGUGGCCCUGCCCCUGCCCCUGCCCCUGGCCGCGGUCGUCCCGACGGUCACCGUGGCGACGACGCCGGCGCCGCUCGACGUCGUCGAAGCAGAGGAGGUCAAGUUCGGCAAACGCCUGUUGCAGGCACAGCAGGACGACGUCGCGCCGCCUGUGGAAGAAGAAGCGGCGCCGCCGUCGUCGGAUAGCUUCGGCCACGACGACGACGCCAGGCCAAGAGACAAGAGAGGCAGCCCGGAAGAGCCGGCUACGGAAGAAGGUCAGCAGCGUCUCAGCGAAGAGCGAACACUCAUCGCGUGCCAAGCAAAUCUUCUUGCUUUUGUUCCUUCUGAAUUGUUACGCGUACAUCCAGAAUCUCGAGACGAGCCGCAUGAAGCUAGCGCAGCUGGAGCAGGAGCUCACCAUGGCCAGGCGCCAGCAGCACGGCGCGUACGGCGUGGGAGGAGGAGGAGUCACACCGCCGCCGCCGGCGGCGCGCCUGUGGACCCGCGCGUGGCCGCGUUCGAGCUGGAGUAUGCGCACUGGGUGGAGGAGCAGAGCAGGCAGGCGACGGAGCUGCGUGCGGCGCUGCAGUCGCACGCGCCGGACGUGCAGCUGCGCGUGCUCGUCGACGCGGGGCUGGAGCACUACGGCGCGCUGUUCCAGGCCAAAGGCGCGCGCGCGGCGCGGUCCGACGCCUUCUUCGUGCUGUCCGGCGUGUGGCGGGCCCCCGCGGAGCGCUUCUUCCUCUGGAUCGGCGGGUUCCGCCCCUCCGAGCUGCUCAAGGUGCUGGCGCCGCAGCUGGACCCGCUCUUGGAGCUCCAGGCCGCCGAGGUGCGCAAGCUGCAGAACACGGCGCGGCAGCUGGAGGACGCGCUGACGCAGGGCAUGAACAAGCUGCAGCAGACGCUCGUCGAGACCCUCAUGACCGUCGACGUCUCGCCGGACGGCGCUGCCGGCGGGGGCGGGUACGCGGCGCAGCAGAUGGCCAGCGCCGUGGGCAAGCUCGCCGACCUCGUCGACUUCGUGGACAAGGCGGACCAUCUCCGGCAGCAGACGCUGAGAAACAUGCACAAGAUCCUGACGCCGCGGCAGGCGGCGCGGGGCUGCUCGCGCUCGCGGACUACGGCCAGCGGCUGCGCGCGCUCAGCUCGCUCUGGGCGGCGCGCCGGCGGGAGCCGGCGCGUAGAGAGAGAGAUGGCGAGUCUAACCGGCCUCAACGCGAACCCUAAUCCGAACAAGUCAUUCGAGAUACUGCCGAAUCCUGGUGACUCCGUCUCCAGCCUCAGCUUUAGUCCCAAGAAUAAUCUGCUUGUGGCAACCUCCUGGGAUAACCAGGUGAGGUGUUGGGAGAUUGUUGGUGGCAACAGUCAGCCAAAGGCAUCCAUAUCACAUGAUCAGCCGGUCCUCUGCUCGGCUUGGAAGGAUGAUGGAACUACUGUCUUCUCUGGAGGCUGUGACAAGCAGGUCAAAAUGUGGCCUCUGCUGUCAGGUGGGCAGCCUCAGACGGUUGCGAUGCAUGAUGCGCCUGUCAAGGAGGUCGCCUGGAUUCCUCAGAUGAAUCUUCUUGUCUCUGGAAGCUGGGAUAAGACUUUAAGGUAUUGGGAUACAAGACAAGCAAAUCCUGUGCAUAUCCAGCAACUUCCUGAGCGUUGCUAUGCUCUUACUGUGAAUUAUCCCCUUAUGAUUGUGGGAACUGCUGAUCGCCAUCUUGUUGUCUUCAAUUUGCAGAAUCCUCAGACGGAGUUCAAGCGAAUCCAAUCACCACUAAAAUACCAGACACGGUGCCUUGCUGCAUUCCCUGAUCAGCAAGGAUUUCUGCCAGUGAAGUGUGCUGCACCACCUCCCACCACACCAUGCAAAGUCUCCCUGGUUUGGGUUGUCGUGAGGCUUGGGCCAUCUGAGACCGGCAAUAUGAGAAUUUAUGGCUGGCGGUGCGGAGGAGCCUGUGCCGCUGGGAACUGGGAAGAGGAAAGAGGUUUGGGCGCAAGCGUCGCUGGGAGGGGAGACAGGUGUAGAUGGCUGGAUAGGAGUGGCCGAGUGGAUAAGGUCCAUCACACAUUUGCAACUGCUGGAUCUGACGGUGCUUUCAACUACUGGGAUAAGGAUAGUAAGCAGAGGCUAAAGGCUUUUAGUAGAUGCCCCUUCCCAUUCCUUGCAGUACCUUCAACAGUGAUGGUUCCAUAUUUGCUUAUCUUGCGUUUAUUGGACCCUGAUGCAGUGAUGCUUGAUGAAAUGUUCCGAAAAAACUGUUAUUUAUGCAGCUACCAUCGACUUCGUUCCUGGGAUAUUCUCCAGCGGUCCGGAUAUGCAGGUAUAGUUUACAGAGGUCACACGAACAAUGUGAGCAGUGUGAAGGUCUUCUUUUCCCAGGCUUUUGGUGGUGGUCUAGUGUCACCGGAUUGGACUAUCAUUAGUUGUUGA